AUGUCUUCCUCCAAAUCUCGUCAUCAUAACAAUAAUAAUAGCAAGAAAUCAUCAGUACCAGGAGUAAAAUUGUUCGGUGUUCAAGUGAGUAGUGAUACUGGCUACAAUGGUAUGCCAGACCAUGGUUCUAUGCCAGCUUCAGUAAUAGCAUACCAGUUAUAUAAUAAUUACAGUGAUGAUGAUCGUAAAAGGUUAUUUAGAUUCAAGUGUGAGUAUUGUAACCAGGCUUUUGGGAGUUCUCAAGCGUUAGGUGGUCACCAGAACGCCCAUAAAAACGAAAGGAAGUUAGCCAAACUCAGGGCCGAAUUUCGAGCUACUCAACGCCUUCCACCUCACUACUACAACGCCCAAAUCACCGCCAUGCAUCACGUCAUCAGCUCAUCGCGGCCGUUUGAUCCUCACCAUGACGAGGCUGUUUGUUCUUCUGGGUCCAAUACUACUGCCGGUACUAGUACUGCCAUCAUCACCACCGCCGGAGAAACUACUACUUCUGUUCUCGCAGGACAUGAAGGAGUACUUAAUGAUGAUGAUGAUGAUCUAGAUCUUCAGCUAAGGCUAGGACCAUCUAAUUUCACAUCGGUAUAA
This is a messenger RNA of Humulus lupulus (European hop), 585 nucleotides long. RefSeq names its product zinc finger protein GIS3-like. NCBI's taxonomy places the organism in Eukaryota, Viridiplantae, Streptophyta, Magnoliopsida, Rosales, Cannabaceae. The coding region runs from base 1 to 585 and encodes 194 amino acids. The record is from RefSeq and is a predicted model, not a curated record. Gene Ontology annotation, biological process: trichome morphogenesis; trichome differentiation; gibberellic acid mediated signaling pathway. Gene Ontology annotation, molecular function: DNA-binding transcription factor activity; transcription cis-regulatory region binding. Gene Ontology annotation, cellular component: nucleus. The transcript has a single exon.